Molecule: messenger RNA, 818 nt
Organism: Dissoconium aciculare CBS 342.82
Lineage: Eukaryota; Fungi; Ascomycota; Dothideomycetes; Mycosphaerellales; Dissoconiaceae
Exons: 2
Coding region: 172-660 (162 amino acids)
Source: RefSeq, a predicted model, not a curated record
CCCAAACCAGGCGACAUCAGCGUCUUUGUCCAAGCGGAACCAUCUGGAUAAUAAUGUCGGAAUAAUUUCAACCACCAUCGCUUCCAGCCGACUGCUAAGGAGCGUCCGUACGUAGACCACUGCGAAAACAUUUUCAACUUUAUUAUCUUCGCGUAGCAGAUCGGGCACGAAAUGCGCGUGUCUACUCAUCGCAGGAUCCGCUGUUGUGUGGUGGCCUUGCCUCAACAUGCCUCCGUAUCCACCACAGCUCUCGUCUCCAUCAUCAUCUCGAUACGAGCCUAUAAAGGAAAUGGAUCAAGAGUCUGCUCUGAUCAUGGCUGGCGUGGUGCGAGUCUGACUUGUCUAUCCAAUGACGACGAUGAUUUAGGGACGGCCGACCUGUACAAGCGAAGUAGCAUUGACACCAGAUUUACCUGGAUCUUCAAUCGGAUCAUUACACAUUCCCGAGAACAACCGCAAACACCACAUCGGCGACGCCGCCCCGAUUCGACAUGGAAGUCGUGUGUAACAUGGACACAUUGGAACAAUUCUGGCCCUCCUUUAACAGACAGAGGAGACUCGUACCACGCAAGCCACAAACUGCGCGAUACAGCACCGCAACUGGACUUCGCAUCCCAAAAUUUAAGGGAACAUGGUAGCAGUGCUGAUCUCCCCGUGUGACUGCUGUACAGCUCAUGCCGGCGACAACACGUCAAGUCUGGAUCACUACCUCGUCCUGAUCGGAUCCGUCCUUGGCAUCACGCCAUGAAUUCCAUCCCGAUCUCUGCUCUCAAGGGAGCCAUGAGUUCUCGACUUGCAUCUUGUCGCUCGGGGGCACG